Chrysochloris asiatica (Cape golden mole) is the source of this 1383-nucleotide messenger RNA. Its product is annotated as tripartite motif-containing protein 60-like. The transcript has a single exon. Gene Ontology annotation, molecular function: zinc ion binding; protein binding. Bases 1 to 1383 code for a protein of 460 amino acids. NCBI's taxonomy places the organism in Eukaryota, Metazoa, Chordata, Mammalia, Afrosoricida, Chrysochloridae. The record is from RefSeq and is a predicted model, not a curated record.
AUGGCCUUUGCAGCCUCCCUGACCGACCUCCAAGCAGAAGCUAGCUGUCCUAUCUGCUUGGAUUACCUGAAAGACCCAGUGACCAUUUCCUGUGGCCACAAUUUCUGUUUUCCUUGUAUCCAGCAGUGCUGGGAGGGUCUAGAGGACAUCUUCCCCUGCCCCAAAUGCCUCCAACACUGCCUUGACAAGAACUACAGAAAAAAUCAUCAACUGUCUCAUAUGCUUGAUACUAUUAAACAACUUCUCACCACAAGGAGCAACAGCAUCCAGAGGAAAGAGAAACCUCUGUGUGAUAAGCACAAUCUUCAGCUGGACCUCUUCUGUGAAAAGGACCUGGAGCUGUUGUGUCCCCGGUGCAGGAUGUCCUCUCAACACCUGGAUCAUCACCUGAUGCCCAUUGACCAAGCUGCAUCGAGACACAGGAGGAAGCUCAAAGGCUACAUGAAGCCUCUGAGGGAGCAAGUUGAACUUGCUGAAAAGGGGUCAGAAACACAGGAUUUAAAGUACAUUGAGUUGUUGAUGAAGAUGGAAAAUAAGAAAAGUGAUUUGAACUUUGACUUUGAGCAAGUUAAGAUGUUUUUGCAUGAGGAACAUGAUGCCAAUGUUUUUAAUUUAAUGAUGGAAGAGAAGGACAUUAUGGAAAAACUAAUUGAAAACAAAACCUUACUUUUAGAUCACAUUUCCACUCUAAAAAAUCUGCUAUGUGAAAUUACAGAAAAGUGUGUACAGCCAGAUCUGGAGUUAUUGACAGAUGUUGACAGCAUCUAUAACAGGUACGAGAACUUAAAGACACCAGCAGUAUUUUCAUAUGAGUUUACAGAGGACAGAUGGGAUCUACCUAUACAACACUUUAACCUAGAACAAAUGAUCAGAGUAUUUCAAGUAGACUUGACACUUGAUCCUGAAACAGCUCACACCAAUCUCAUCAUAUCAGAAGAUAGAAAAAGCGUGAGAUAUGGAAAGAUGCAAACAAACUUAUCUUUCAAUCCCAGAAGAUUCACUGGUUAUCCCGCUGUCCUGAGCUCUGAAGGAUUUGAUGCCGGAAGGCAUUUCUGGCAGGUUGAAGUAAGAGGCACAAGUCAUUGGGCCAUAGGAGUGUGUAAUCAUUCCUUUCCCCUAAAUGCAACUACAUUGGCAUCAACAAAUGGUGGAUGCUGGCAAAUUCAGCAGUGGAGUAACACAGACGGCCCAUAUGAGAGUGUACAAAUUGUGCAGAUUGGUGUAUUUCUGGAUUAUGAGUUGGGAGAGAUUUCAUUUUAUAAUAUGACGACUAGAUCUCAUAUUUAUACAUUCAAUGACACCUUUACAGAAAAGCUUUAUCCUUAUUUCUGCACAGGACGGACUUCAAACAGUCUUACCAUUUGUAAAGUCAAAGAUGAGUGA